AUUCACUUCAUUGAUGGCAAAGUAGGCUCAACUGUUGCGGCCAGAGGUGGACCACCAGCUGUUCACAGCAAAGGUAUUGACAACAAAGAAGGGGUUAUUGAUGAUAAAGAGGAGACUCCCGGUGCCCAUGAAGGAGAGAAUGGCGGCUCAACCCUUGACUAUGAGGCCAUAUUCUCAGCCCUCGAUGUCAUAUCAUCGGCGCCUAUGGAUGUCAUGGGAACCCCUCAAAGGAUCGGAGACUUGGAGUUUGACGUCGAAGUGGACGAAAAGAUCCCAGAAAAAGGUCAAAAGGCACCGGAAGUGGAUGUUGAGGACGAUAAAAACAAUCCGAUGGGAGGCGACGGACAGGUAUUGACUGACGUAUCCGUGGACUUGAUGUCGAAGUCGGCCAAAAGGAUCGGUGACAUCGAGUUAGACAUGAAUGUCUUGAACGCCCGGACGCGACACCCGCACCACCAGAAGCUAGAGGGGUCGACCAAUGAGGAGGAUGACCCCAACCCCAACCCCAACCCCGACACAUCUACUAACAGUACUCCAGUUGAUAAUAACCAAGAACCUACUAAUAUCACUACCACUGUGAGUAUAAAUCCUGCUGAUGUCUCAUCUACAACCCCUCCCCCGGACACGGGUGCAAAUGGUGGCCAUUCCAAGAAAUGGGCCCUAAUUCUCAUCUGUAUUGUCUUCAUUUGUAUCGCAAUUGUAGGACUUAUUUGGGCUUUUAUGAAAUUCAAAGGCAUUAACAAAACUGCAAUCAAACCAACGGAAGAGAAACAAAUCGCUGCUGCCGGUGCGGCGAACCCACCGCCCGCAGGCCAACCACUCGCUGAACCUCCGUCUAUAACAAAGCGUUCACAGGAAUCACUACAUACUAAACCGGGGUCUCAGGAAAAAGUGGACCAAAAGCCGGGCUCUAAGGAGGCGUUGGGGAAGAAGGGCUCGAGUGAGAAGACGGGCGAAGGGGCCGCCGCCGUAAACCCCUAA
Molecule: messenger RNA, 981 nt
Organism: Oppiella nova
Lineage: Eukaryota; Metazoa; Arthropoda; Arachnida; Sarcoptiformes; Oppiidae
Source: the annotation of a GenBank genome assembly